AUGGCAGAUCUGCCUCCGUCCCUCGCCACCGGCCCCUCCUCCCCGCCUCCGCCCCCACCCCCGUACGGGCCGUCGACCGCGACGCCGGCUGCUAGGGGGAAGGACUGGAAUAAGGUUCCCGCGGAGCAGCUCGUGAUCGACUUCUGUGACCCGGAGUUGCGUGAGGACGCCCUCCGCCAGCUCUACAAGAAGCGAGAGAUUUUUCAAGACCUUGCUCCACUGCUGUGGCACUCCUUUGGCACCGUUGCUGCACUGCUCCAGGAGAUUGUGUCAAUCUACCCUUCACUUUCACCUCCUACUUUGUCGCCAGUUGCAUCAAACCGUGUCUGCAAUGCACUUGCACUUCUUCAGUGUGUUGCUUCACACCCUGACACCAGGAUCCCGUUCUUGAAUGCUCACAUCCCACUGUACCUGUACCCGUUCCUGAAUACUACCAGCAAGACAAGACCUUUUGAGUACUUGAGGCUUACCAGCUUGGGUGUUAUUGGUGCUCUUGUGAAGGUUGACGAUUCUGAAGUCAUUGGGUUUCUGCUUCAAACUGAAAUAAUCCCUCUGUGUCUGCGUACUAUGGAGAUGGGCAGUGAACUUUCCAAAACAGUGGCCACCUUUAUUGUUCAAAAGAUUCUGCUUGAUGACAUUGGGCUGCGUUACAUCUGCGCGACCGCUGAGCGUUUCUUUGCUGUGGCCACUGUUUUAGCACAGAUGGUCCAGGCGCUUGCUGAACAGCCGUCUGCAAGAUUGCUGAAGCACAUAAUCCGCUGCUACCUCAGGCUGACAGAGAACCAGAGGGCUUGUGCUGCGCUCAACAGUUGCCUCCCCACCGUGCUGAAGGACGGGACAUUCAACAACUUCCUUCUUGAUGACAACGUUACAAGGCGGUGGCUCCAGCAGCUGCUGAGCAACAUGUCGAUCGCCGGCAUGGGCGGGGGAAGCUCCCACGCUGGUAUGGGCGGAGGAGGCUCUCUCAGCGGCAUGGGCGGGGGAGGCUCUCUUGGGGGCAUGGGCGGCGGAGGCUCUCUUGGUGGCAUGGGCGGCGGAGGCUCUCUCGGUGGUGGCAUGGGAGGCGGGGGCUCUCUCGGCGGCAUGGGUGGAGGAGGCUCUCUUGGUGGCGGCAUGGGAGGCGGGGGCUCUCUCGGCGGCAUGGGUGGGGGAGGCCCUCACGGGGGCCUCGACCACCUGAUGGGGCUCUGA
Triticum turgidum subsp. durum (durum wheat) is the source of this 1191-nucleotide messenger RNA. The record is from the annotation of a GenBank genome assembly. Lineage: Eukaryota; Viridiplantae; Streptophyta; Magnoliopsida; Poales; Poaceae.